AUGGCGCGAGAUGCCCAGGGCUCGCUGCCCGAAGCCCUCCACCAGAUACAUGCCACAGCAUCGCAGACCGAUACACUGACUACCUUCGACGAACUCGCCGCCCCUUCUUCACCGCCUGGAGCUGGCGAGCCCAAGGGCAUCGAGCUGGUCCAGGGCGGCUUCAGCGGUCUGUACAGCCGUUUGAGGGCUUCGGUUGGUGGGGCAAGAGAGCAAUCGCAAGAGGCUGCUGGUGGAGGAGGAGGAGGGCCCACGAGCUCGCCCGCAUCUUCAAGGCCAGGUGCGGUCAACAGGAGCCCAGGCGACACCUCUGCCUCUUCGCCCAUAGUCAUGCCUGUUCCGUCAUCGAAACUGCAAUCGCCUUCUUCGUCCUCCUUCCCCGAAGUCCUGCCCCCUUCACGGGAUUCUAACAUAUCAAACACGACCUUGUCCAGCAAGGCCUCGCUGAAUGCCUCGAGGACUUCGCUUGGCGCAACACGAUCUCGGUCAUCACUGACACCCGGUCCUGAAUCGGGAAGACCGCAGGAGGAGGAUCAUCACUUGGCCAACAGUCCUGUCAGUACGCACGCAAAAGCUCAGAGCACCUCUACCGUCGAUCAGACCUGGAAAACACCAGCACGAGACCCCUUACCUGGAGCACAAGCGGCAGGUUCUCCACGGCUCGCGCCGGCGAAAGAGGCUGCUACCCGGAAGCAGACCUCUAGGCGCGAACGCGACGACAGCGACGAUGACAGUAUACUGGCUGUGGAAGGCAAAAGCACCAUGAGCCAGAGUGCCAACUACAAAUAUCCCGCGGAGAUAUCCCGCGACAGCCUGAGUAGGGUGAGCUCCCGCACGGAAAGCCAGCCUCAAUCCACUCGUGCCAUUCCAAGCAAAGCCAAAGACCCGAUGGAGAAAACACCAGAAAGUGGACCGGUUCCCCAGACUACCUCGAGUGCCCGAACACCCGCUCAUGCACUGGAUGCACAGCGUCCACCUCUCCUGAAGGUCGGACCGUCCCAUCUGCCUGGCUUCAGAACUUCACGAGCAUCGUCUUCGGAUGGCUUGAGCUCUGUAGUAAGCAGCUCUACGGUGCGCACGCCAGUGGCAGCUCCCAUUGAAGAAAUACGGCGGCAAACUCAAGCUGCGCCUCCCACACAUAGCAUGCCUAGGAGCACUUUCACUCAGAUGCGGCGGAAGAUACUGGACCGCGAGUUUUGGAUGAGAGACGAAAAUGCAAAAGACUGCUUCAACUGCGGCGAUGCCUUUACGACGUUUCGACGCAAGCAUCACUGUCGUACUUGUGGGCAGAUAUUCGACUCAAAAUGUACUUCUGUUGUGUCGGGGAAAAUAUUUGGACAGCAGAGCAAACUCAAGGUCUGUAGGCCAUGUGAGUCUAUCAUAUAUGGUCAUGAUGACGAUUCGUCGGAAUAUACCGACGAAGGUGAUCAACUGUCCAUGUACGAACAGGACGAGAAGCCAGAGGGGUAUGACGAUUACGAGCCCGAGCCUACGGAAAGCGAUCAUACCAAGAUCGGGACGCCCACCAUCAGUAUCCCAAUGUCCAGGAAGACUGGCAGCGAGAAGAAACGUCGCUCUCAUGUCAUCGAGGUUGGCGCCCCAACUCUAGCGAGACCAAGCUCCUCGCGGUCUCUGCGCUCCCUCAGUGGAAGGCCACGGUCGUCCAGCCACAAGCGCUAUCACUCGAGGCACCAGCACAUGCGCCAUGUCAAACAUGACGACCGCGCCCCAUUCCAUCAGUAUCACGACGCUACCCGAAGCCAGCCCGGCCUGUCUGCAUUCCAUCAUGACAACAUCAUUGAUCCCGACCUGGCACCAUUCAUGUCGGAUGAAGGAUCGAGUGAAGAUGAGCCCGCUAGUCUGUUUGCGACCUUGAACGAAGACCCUGCCACUGGCUCGAACAUGGAAGGUGAAAGAGCGGGGCUUGGCGGUAUUUUGGCGGCAAUGAGAAAAGGGAAGGCGCGACUCGGAGACAGACAGGCGGUGGGCGGAGUACACGCCCGUGAUACGGAUAGCAUGAGCAUCACCAGUCGGACUGGCAAUCGACAACCGCGACGCAGAAACCUCAGCGUAAGCAGCAUCACUCACCGGCCGUCACCACGUCGGUCAAAAAGCAAUACCCUGCUGCGACCCUACACGGGCUAUGGUAAUAGUGCACCCAGCUCUCAGCUGGGCACGCCGCAACUGUUGCCAUCACCCUCGGGCACUCCAUCAGGCACCAAAAUGACUCGAAGUGCUUCUAUGCAGGGCAUCACGCCCAAGGUCGAGCUCAACAAAGCUAGCCUGGACCAUGCGCGCAAACUCCUUAGGCAGAUGUUGCAGGACGCCGGUGUGCCCCAUGUCUCAAGCUGGGAGAAGGCUCUCAUUCCCAUAUUGCGACAAUGCACAGAUGACGUCAACCCUGAUGUCGAUAGAGGUGAUGAUAUUGAUGUUCGGAAUUACAUCAAGCUAAAAAAGAUUCCUGGAGGCAGGCCGCGGGACACCGCCUACGUUUCUGGCGUGGUAUUCACAAAGAACGUUGCGCUUCGUAGCAUGCCUCGAAGCAUACCGAACCCACGAAUCGUGAUUAUAACCUUCGCAAUCGAGUACGCACGCCAUCAAGCACACUUUAUGAGUUUGGACCCAGUCAUAGCGCAGGAACGAGAGUAUCUGCGCAAUUUGGUCAGCCGAAUAGCAGCCCUGGAACCCCAUGUCCUACUAGUGCAACGCAACGUCGCUGGGCUCGCACUAGAGUUUCUAGAGAAGGAACGAAUAGCUGUCGUCUAUAACGUCAAGCCAAGUGUGCUGAAUGCAGUAGCUCGAUGUACGAAUUCCCGGAUGAUCUCUUCAGUGGACAAGCUCGCCAUCGAGCCAUCUCAUCUUGGGUACUGUGGCAGCUUCGACGUAAAGACCUACGUCUAUAAGAAUACUAGAAAAACGUACAUUUUCUUGUCAGGCUGUCAGAGAGAACUAGGUUGUACCAUUGUGCUGCGAGGGGCCGAGAACACCGAGUUGGUUAAGCUGAAGCGAAUCACCGAAUUCAUGUCUUACGUGGUAUAUAAUCUUCGUUUGGAAACCUGUCUAAUGCGGGAUGAAUUCAUAGACACGCCCACAACUCCUUCCACUGGAACAAUCGAAUCGAAUAAAGAGGAAGAAAAGCUGGGAACCGAAGCUUCUAAUUCGGAUGGGCAAUGCAAGGAAUCAUCCACCGAGGAGCACGAGCAUGUAAAUGAUGCGCAGUCAGGAGACGCAGCGCCGUCAUAUUAUAGCGAAAUGGUGGAGAAUCAUCGAACCAAGAUACUAUCCUCUUCGCCCUUUGUCAAAUUUAUGCAGCCUUAUUUGCUCGAACAGGCCCGUCAGUACGAGAAAAAGCUCCGCCAUCUAAGCAAGCUCAAGAAUCAAUAUACCGCGGGUGACCCUGAAGAGGCUGAGGACUUGGAAAAAACUGAAGAGUCAGGACAGAAGUUUGAGCUGGUGCAACCGGAGAUGGUCCAUACCGUUGUGGAGCAGGCCUCGAAGCAAGUUCGAGAGUUCCUGUCCGCAGUUCAUGCCUCAGAAUAUGAUAAAGCGAUGCACAACUACAUGACACAAAAGCGGCUAUGGGAAACCUACUUGUCUGGAAACAGGGAUCUCUAUGAUCCUUUCAACCACCAAAAAAUUGCUGUCCUGUACAGUGUUGUCAAUACGAAGUCAUCAACGCCUUGCAUUGGACCUGAGAUUAUCGCACUUGGCUUCUACCAGGAGCAUGAUUAUGACGACGGAUUUACACCAGACUGCACAUUAGGCCAAUAUGUCGAGGAUCUCUGCUCAUCCGCUGGUGUCGCUUGCGAAAUGGGCAAUUGUGACAAAAGAAUGAUAGAUCACUCUCGCCAAUACGUACAUGGGGAAGGACAGAUGACUGUCGUAGUGCAGAAACACCCACCAAAGUUAAAAGGAAUGUAUCAGACCAUUCUCAUGUGGAGCUGUUGUAGAAUUUGUGGACAAGAGACGCAAGUCUUUCCAAUGUCUGAAUGGACCUGGAAGUAUUCCUUUGCCAAGUAUUUGGAGCUAACAUUCUGGAGCACGGAGCUACAUCCUCGGGCAGGAGUGUGUCCUCACGACAUCCACAAGAAUCACGUGCGUUACUUCGGUUACAACAAUGUUGCAUUGCGUAUCCAAUACGAUCCUGUACCGAUGUACGAGGUCCUUGCGCCCAAACAGCAUGUUACUUGGAAAGUGGACAGCGAUUUAAGGCUCAAGAACAACCAGUAUCUAAUGAUAGAGGAGAAACUUGACUGCUUCAUGGACUCGAUUCGCGCUCGUAUCCAAGGCAUACAUAUCGACGAUGUCAUGUCAGGGACAGUGGACGUUUGCAGACAAGAGGUUGAAUCGCUCCUGCAGCGUGCGAACGAGGAGCACGAGUGGCUCAAAGCCAAGCUUCAGGACAAGUACAUGAACUCAAAGUACUACGAAAUCAUUCCCAUGAAUCGUGCCAUCCGCGCUAUUCAAGAGAAAGCGGUCGCUUGGGAUGAGACAUUCGCCGAAUUUGAACAACAGUUUUUCCCCUCGGAGAAUGAUAUUCGGCGACUGGCAAGACUACAGCUGAAGAAAUUUCUUGAGCGAGAUGAAUCUACAAGCUCCUUGACUUCGGUCGAAGAAGGUGCUGAAUCUGGUGCUGAAGAGCCACUCGUUGAUGAGAAGGGCGAGGGACUUGCACUUACCCCUAGACCGUCCGACAUCUCUGCUGAACAGGCCCGCGAUAUGCUGACUUCUGUCGUAAAAGAAGACCAUUCGACCAGCGAAGCACCAGCGGAUACUGAAAAGACUUCGACUCCUUCGAAGCCGACUCUGGAGCCAUUACUGGUUCAGACGCCUCGCGAAGCUUUAGAGAGAGAAGACGUCCGCCACCUAGACCUGGCGGUCUCAUCCAAUUUCCCUGAAGCGGCUCAAACUACUGGAGACCAGAUCACGCCAGUCUCAACCAACAUGUCUGACUCCAGCCAAUUUGACCCAGGCUCACCAACACCCACAGGCCCACCGAAGGUGAAUCCCAUUGAUAAAUCGCUUGCUGAAGCAAUCGAGAAUAUGCCUAGUUCUCCAUCAGCCACCCCAACAUCUAGCACGACAUUGGAAAGCAAGAUUCCACGGCCGGUAGAACCCAGCCGACGUGAGGCCCCCGCCAGGCCUACCACUCUGACGCGGACACAGUCACAACCUGGAAAUGUCACGAAGCAGAUUGCCUCUUUCCCGGCUCCUUCGCCAUUCAAUUGUGGCACCAAUGUAGCCAAACCGACUAUGAGCGAACACUCUAGAACAUUGGAGAGAAUGAGCGAGCGACUAGGUCUUGGGCUCCUGAAGCAGGUCAAAGCAGGCUCACGCAUACCACGAUCUAUACCUUACAAGAAUGACUCGAGGGUAUCCAAGAUUGCACAGCAUUUUGAGCAAUUGCAGCGUGAAUUCCAAAAGGAGCGCAUGCGUGAGCGGCGGAAUGACCGGAAUCGACAGGUUCGCGCAUACCCACUCGCAUCCUCGAAGCCAAUUGUAGAGGUAUAUAAGAACGUUCAUGACGCAGUACAAGAUCAUGAUGAGUCUGAUGAGGACAUGAACGCGGCGGAAUCGCUGCCACGUGCGAGCAUGGACAAUAGUACUCUAGGGGACAGCACUUUUACAGAUGCUACUGGAGGUACUACGACAGCCUCGCAAUCACCCGUGGAGGAGCGUCACCCAAGCGGUGCAUGUUUGCAACACGAAGGAGGCCUUGAGUCGCCGAGAAGUCCCCCUCAUUCGACCCAUACCCCCUCAGAUGCUGAGAACGAAGCAAGUGAUACCGAAACGACCCCUGAAGAUAUCCCCUUACCCGACAGCAUUGCUGGCUCUCAGCUCCUGAACAUGAGCGAUUCCCAGCUUGACAGCUCGUUUGAGUUACCCAGGCACGAAAAGACCACUUUGUUGAAGAUGAUUACCAGCUUCUGGUCUGAGCGUUCUGCAAGUGGUUGGGCACCGCUCGAGUAUCCUUUCUCGCAGAUUGAACAUGUUUGGCAAGACUCUGACAUCAUCAUCCGUGAAGAUGAGCCAAGUUCGAUCAUCGCGCUGGCACUUUCCUGCCCUGACUAUGUUGCGAAACUGCAGACUUUCCGCGAGGACGAUAUUGAUGGAGGCGCGGAGACCUUGGAAGGCUCGAUUGAGCGAAACCUGCUGCAUGAGAAGAACCACAACAUCCGUUACAGCUUCACCAACAGGGGCGUAAAAGCGCAAUGCAAAAUCUUCUAUGCGCAGUCCUUUGACGCGCUCCGCCGAAAAUGCGGGGUUGCCGAUCGAUUUGUCGAAUCGCUGUCGCGCUGCUCCAAGUGGGAUUCCAAGGGCGGAAAGUCCAAGUCUAUCUUCUUGAAAACUCUCGACGACCGCUUCGUGCUGAAGUCGCUAUCGCCAAUCGAAGUGCAAGCCUUCUUCAAAUUUGGCCCCAACUACUUCGCCUUCACACACCAGAAUCUGUUCAAGUCUCUCCCAAGUGUCAUCGCCAAAAUGUUUGGUCUCUUCCAAGUACAAAUCAAGACGCCCACGGGUCGAGAUUUUGACUGGUAUAUGUUGGUCAUGGAGAACCUGUUCUAUGAUCGUGAGCCGAACCGACGCUAUGAUCUCAAGGGCUCGAUGAGGAACCGCAAGAUCCAAGCCACGGGAGAACGCGACGAAGUCCUUCUAGAUGAGAACCUUGUCGACAUCAUCUAUUCCGAGACGCCGAUUUUUGUGCGCGAACAUACCAAGAAACUUCUCAAAGCCAGCGUGUUCAAUGACACACUCUUCCUCUCGCAAAAUAAUGUCAUGGACUACUCCCUCAUGGCGGGCUUCGACGACACCAAUCGCGAGAUCAUCGUAGGCAUCAUCGACUGCAUCCGCACAUAUACAUGGGACAAGAAGCUUGAGAGUUGGAUCAAGGACCGAGGCAAGAACAAACCAACUAUUACGUCGCCCAAGGAUUAUCGCAACAGGUUCCGCAUCGCGAUGGAGAAGUACAUUCUCCAGGCGCCGAAUUGCUGGCAUCAGUUUUCGUCGAGAAUGCCACCUCAACAUGCAGGCGUGGCCAGGGAAAGACAAGUGUUUGAAGGCGUCGGAGCAGACGGAGGCAGGGAUAGUGGGCAUAGCAGAGGUGUCAGCGGGAGUAGUGUGGGAGCGAGCACAGUACGAGAAGGCAAUGUGAGGGAUAUGGGUAGAAGACGUAUUAUGGAGGCUGAGGGUGAUGAGGGGGUCAGACAGCAGGGGAAAAGAGUGCGCUAA
Plenodomus lingam JN3 is the source of this 7227-nucleotide messenger RNA. RefSeq lists its product as uncharacterized. Gene Ontology annotation, biological process: phosphatidylinositol phosphate biosynthetic process. The record is from RefSeq and is a predicted model, not a curated record. Gene Ontology annotation, cellular component: fungal-type vacuole membrane; endosome membrane. Gene Ontology annotation, molecular function: ATP binding; 1-phosphatidylinositol-3-phosphate 5-kinase activity; metal ion binding. Lineage: Eukaryota; Fungi; Ascomycota; Dothideomycetes; Pleosporales; Leptosphaeriaceae.